GCUAUCGGUACCGCUGUCCCGCUUCCGCUUCCGCUCCCGGCUACCGCUGCUGCCGCUGCUCUGCUCGCCCCGACUGCGCUGCCAGGGAAGUUCUGCUGCGUGGAGGAUGAUGAUGUCGUACUAUCGAGCUCCUGUGCAAGUUCAAGGCCACGCCCCCUACUUACGCUGCUCCCCAUCGCGCCCGCCACGCACUGCCAUCAAGUAGCGACUCAGCCGAGGCGGUGUCAUACUAAUUUGCACCGUUCGACAGGUGAAAAGCCCACACGGAAUCAACAGUCGUCAGUUGCGGCCGAAGAACCAGGCGAAACUGACGCUGAGCACCAACAGGCGGCCCACUAAAAACAUAAAGCUAAACUGAACACUGAACACUGAACACUGAACACUGAACCCAAAACACACUAAACACUAAACACAACCAAAGUUGACCGCAGCCCAAUUAGUGUCAUCUUCUCGGAAGGAUUAAUGCCCAGCUGCGAGUGUUCGCGGCAACCGCACAGAUAUGCAUUUUGCGGUAGUGUGACCAAGUCACGCACGAAAUUAGAAAUUGCGGUGGGCACACUGCUUGCAUUAAAGUCACUUCACCACGUCACGUCAAUAUCAAUAGAAAUUUGAACAUCUGCACAUGAUUGGUUUGUAUUUUGUUAUAUUUCCCACGCUCGUUAAUUAUUUGAUUAUAAUUAUAAUGGUGUGUUUGGUCCUCUGUUUUAUUAUUUUUCCAGAGCAUUCCCACAUUGAGGAGCGGUCUCUACUCGACUAACGACUAACACUCAACACAUUCCAUUUGGUUUGCCUGCCAGUCGUUUUGCUUUCCUCGUGCAUUUAUGCUUCCCAUGAAUAUUUGAGCUUUGAGCUUUGGCCUUGGCUUCAACCGAUUCAACCCACCACAAGAGCACAGGAGCACAAGAGUUCACCAAGUGCGUCACAAGCGCGAAAAGCAGAGCGACGAAAUCGAACGACAAAAUCGACGAAGUACACAUCCGAAAGCGAAGAGAUGCUGAGUGAGCGCGGGAAACGGGACGGCAACAGGCGGAACGGAACGAAAUGGAAUGAAACGAAACACCCCACACACACACGCACACACACAUACGCACACGCAUUGCAAUGCGCAACAAUUUGGCAUUGGAGAAAAUUCCGAAAAGCUUUUGGAAAAGCUAAAACAAGGAACGGGAAAAUGAAUGUUACUUUUUUUUUAGUUUUCGAGCAAAACAAUAAUAAGAAAAGUAUCUAUUGGUAUUCGGCGCCGAUAGUUUCAAUAUCACAUCUCUGGUGAGCAUUUAUCGAAUACGAAUAUCGAUGGACAAUCAAUAUCGCUCAACUACAAUAACUGAAAAUGCAAUCACCAAGUUUUUACCACAAAGCAUUUAAAUGCAAUUGUGAAAUUGAUACAUAUAUAAGGGGUCUUCCGCCCGAAAAGGUGACACUAGUAGCACCACCGGUAAAUUGAGAAGUAAAACCGCAAGAGCCAUGUCCACCUUUGGAGCUGAAGUCGAUCAGGUUUGGCCAGCGGUCACCGGGGAUUCCCCGCCUCUGACUGAUUUUGGACGCAAAUUGUUGAAGGAUUGCCGGCAGGUGAAGAAACCCGUCGGUGGAGACAAUGAUUUGGGCGAUGUGAUGAAGAAGUCCGAUGACUUUCCGCUGGAGUUCGGCGUGAACAGUGUCAAAGUAUGCCGGCAAUCUCCCUUGCGGAUCAGCCGGAUGAAUCAGGAGGUGGCGUCCGUCUAUCCAGUAAUACACGAACGGACACUAAGCCUCUACCUGCAGUACUUGGAGCACAAGUGUCAAUGGGGCAACGUGGUGGAGAAGCCCAUCUACCGGAAGUUAUCGCUCUGCGGAUUUGUGCAUCGUCUGCUGGAGAAGCGCUGCGCGAGCUUCUUUGCACGGAACGACAAGUUCCUGCUGCUGAGCGGAGAGACCGGGGCCAGUGGCUUCGAAGCUGUGGGUACUCGGAAUGAGAAGGCGCCCCUGGUGCUGGCCGACGUGCUCAGCUACGACGAUAUCAAGCUCUCCGCUCUGCUUUCCGUGAGCUCCCACACGGAGUUUGUGAACGAGGGCGAGCGCACUAACUGCGGUCGCGUUGAUCUGGACACCAAAACACUGGAGCAAACCGGGGUUAUAGUGGGCAUGAUUGGAGCUCGUCUGUCGCGGCGUAAUCUAAUGGAGUUUCAGGACAUUGUCAUCGCUCGUGAGCAGAAUACGCGUGAGCAGGGAUACGGAAUGGCGUUAAAUGAGCCGGCUAAAUCGCGGGAAGAGGACUACCGACGAUUGUGGCGGGAGUUCUAUGCCACGCGGGAUCUCAUCCACGGCCAGGCAGUGAUCGACAAUCAGCGCUUUGGACCGUCAAGGAACAAGCAGGACGUCUUCGACAAUCUGGUGAUGAAGCGGCGCUACGCCAUCAGCUUCGACAUGCUGCUGCUGGAGGCACAGGCGAGGGCUGAACGCGUCAAAAAGCUGGCCUACAUCCAUGUGGUGGGCUUCGGUUUGGGCGUGUGGAAGGCAGCAGCGCAGCAGGAGCGCAUCUUCAUGGAGACCUUCCAGCAGCGCAUGCGUACGCUGGGCAACAGACUCAAUCACGUGGGCCUCGUGCACUUCUCCUGGUUUUCGAUCACCGACUGCGGCGGUCUACGCAACGGAUCGCUGGUAGAGAUUCCCGGCCAUCCUAAGGACGGCAUCAGGGUUCUCAUAUCCAAGCGCAAUCCAGCACGAAAGCUGAGUGAUCCCGAGCACGCCGGAAUGCUGCUAGUGGUCUCCUACGCUUGGGAUGGAAACGCCCUGCCGGGUAACGAAUUCUGGAUGAAAAUGCUUAAGUCCACAGGGGACUCGUCGACGGCCUGCUCCACGUUGGUGGCCGAGCUGCACAAUCCGCACAUCAACACGAAAUUCUGUAGUGGAAGCAAUCUGCACAUUGCCUCCCCGGAGCACGGGGUGCUCCACAUAGCCGAAUAUGCCAAGCGGGUGAUACGCUGCGAGAGUGACGGCUGAUGAGAUAUGUGAAUCUGCCUGCUAUCUAAUCUUAUCUAAUCGCUUACUCCUAGCUACUGUUUUAUUCCGCACUUGCUGUAGGUCAAUUCCAUGACCUUUUGACGCAAGCAUGACAAUUCCACGGCAAAAAAAAAGGAUUUUAUAGUGCAAUAGUUCUUAUCAAAGGAUCUACACCGCCAGUUUUGUUUACUUAAAAUAAUCCGAUUGAUUCAAUUGUUAAAGAGCCAUGAAAAUGCCUUGAAAACGAGAGAAAUAGCUUACUCUCAACGUUGAGCUUUUGAAAAUGUAUGUACAAGAAUCGAGA
Messenger RNA from Drosophila santomea, 3283 nucleotides. RefSeq lists its product as uncharacterized. Bases 1465 to 2979 code for a protein of 504 amino acids. The transcript has 7 exons. The record is from RefSeq and is a predicted model, not a curated record. Lineage: Eukaryota; Metazoa; Arthropoda; Insecta; Diptera; Drosophilidae.